GGUCGUGUAUCGGCAGGUGUGUCGGUUUUCGUGCGUUCACUGCAGUAAUCGUAAUAAGUACUUUCGGUUGUCGUGCGAUUUCAAUACGUAUGUGUCGUGACGUAAAAAUGUUCGUUCACGUGUACCAACGUCGAGUCAUCGUGUGUAUGUGUAAGGACUCCCUCAGUAGAGCAAAUUCACGUUCAUUAUCGUUCUUUCCGUCUUUGUCUCUUUUUGCUCACAGGUUUUCUCGUUUUUCCCGGUUGGCUUUGUGGUACCCCCACACGACCCGCCUGGUUAAGUAGCCUAUUAUUUCCGCCUCUCUUGGUCUUCUUGUUUUUCACGUUUACAACUACUGCUUAGUGCUCUGGCUUCAUAUCCAGAGCUAUGAAUUUUCCUAUGACGGCUCCGACUCGUCGUGCGUACCUUUUUCUUUUUGAGCAGGCAGCUUUCGUCUAAUGGUAAUGGACGACGACGAGAGAGCCACAACAAAGCCGCGGGGGUCCCUGUCCUCCAACCCCAUCGGCAUGACGAGCGGCAUGGUGUCCGGCCAAGGAGGGGCGACGUCUGUAACUGGUGGUGCGACGUCGGUCAUGGGCGGUGCUGUGCAGCAGUCCCAAAUGGGCAUGAUGUCUGGAGUGCAGCAGCAGCCGGUGAUACCCAUGAAUCAGGCUACCCUGUACUCGAACUCUCCGGGCGGGGGACCGCCGGGAGCGCCCGCGAUGAUUUCCGGAAUUGUUUCCGGACAGAACAAUGCGCCGAUGGUGUCCGGCAUGGUCUCCGGCAUCGUUCCCGCGCGCGGCCAGGGGCCCAUGCUGAGUGCCGCGAUGGCUCAGCCCAUGUUGAGUGGCAUGGUGGCUCCGGUCAGCGGGCAGCCCAUGAUGAGCGCCCCCAUCGUGUCCGGAAUGACCGCUACGCGGCAAGCGGCGAAGCAACAAAACAAACCGAAAAUGGGCGGUUACACGCUUGAGCAGAUCGACCGGCAGUUCUUCGAGCAGGCCCAGGACAUGUGCAACCAAACCAAGGACGAGGUGCUCGCCGUCUGGCGCAUGAGCGAACCCAACGAGGACGCCAAGAAGCACGCGAUUGGUUGGACGUGCGGCCUGUACUUGCUGAUCGUCGUCUGCCUUCUGGCGGGCGCGCAGGCCGUGUUUUGUUGCGUGGACGAGAAGGUCAACGAGGUUUCGCGCACGGAAGUAACGGUCGGGGAGUCGGAUAUGGGAGUGUCAGGAUCGAAAUCGACAAAAUCGAAAUAUUUGUGAUGCAUGAAAUGCAUGACGCGAAAUACGUGUGUUGCAGAGCAGGCAAGUGAGGCCGAUUGUAAGCCUGUUUGGGGUUAUAGCUCGAGCUGCUAAAGCAGCAUGAGAGAAUCAGUCUUGUUUGCCUAAACAGCAUUACAAACUGGAUUUUUUUAGGCACCACCAGAAUUUGUGAUGCGCCACUUAGAAACUGGGUUCGGGCUGGAAUCCAUUUUAUGCAUGGCAAAUUAUUUCGAUUUUGCCAAUUUCGAUUCUGACACUUCCAUAUCGGAGACCGACACAACCGUCGAAAAGGAGUACGAGUGGACCCUGCAUUGCGGGCUCACUUGGGCGGCCCUCGGGUCGUUGUUCCUGUUGCUGGUCCUCGGGCUCUUCUGCCGGCUGGCCGACGCAGAGGACGAGGGCGACCACACCUUGUAUGUGCUGGGUCGCCGCAACUUCUACCGCCAAAUCAAACCCAAACGAUCGGGAUGCUGCCGCUGUCACCCGCUGCCGAAGAACGGAAUUCAGCCGCUGGAAACCAUCGUGCAGGUUAGUGGUCUAUUUGUUCUUUGUGCGUCGGAUAUGUUGAUGUCGUGGCAUUCGCACUUGCUAUUCCUUUGUGUGGAAUAGGAAUUUGUUUUUGAUCACGGCGCAAUCCCCUCCUACGUUAGCGAUAUGAUGAUGAUGAUGUUAGUGGAAGUGCGACUUCUGAAAGUACAAAAACGUAUGAAUUCGAAUCCCCAAUUUUUUCUCAUGUGCGUUCGUACAGGUUACGACAGAUACGGUGCCGACAACCGACGCGGCGGUUUUCGAGUUUACGAUGAAUGCCGUGGUCAUCGAUCUGCCCCUGGGAGCAGCGUUGAACGACAACAAGGACAUGCACGGGGCGAAGAAGGCGAAAGGCCCCGUCCACUACAAUUUACACCCCCGGGUUUAUUGUUUCAUGGACGACCCACCCCGCGCCGCCGCGGCCAUCAUGGAGGCCGUGCAGCUCCGGCGACAGGAGCUCGGCAUUUCCGGCUUCCAACCCACGCCAAUCAGCACGACGUAUGUUGGGGGUCAGAUUUCCGGGCCGCCUCCGCAGCAAUCCGCAAUGCCCGCAAUCAGCGGGUAUGGUGCAAUCUAAUACAAUCAAAAAGCUAAGCAAAGCUAUCAAAAAUAAAGCGUUUUCUUUGUUUCGAUUGGUUUAUUUUAGUGUAGGUUGUUUUCACCUGUGCCUCAUGACAUAGUCAUUCUCAUUGUCAUGGUCUUUGACGUUCCCCGUUUCAACUUUUCCGUUUUAUUUGCAUUAGAGUUUUAUUUUACAUUGAAAUCAUGUGUCCUGUAAGUAUUGCGUAACAUCAGUUCAAUUAUCUUCAUGUUUUAGCACCACCUUUCUUUUGCUUAUCAAACUUUUCGUUUGCAUUGUCGAUCCCCAAAACCCGAGCAAUUAAAGACGAAAAGAAGGACGACUGACCUAUUCGCAGUAAGAACCGUUCUGGAUCCCUUCAGUAAGAACGAUAGAGCGACGAAGGACAGUGGAUUUGCUCCGCUUUGAGGGCAGAUAAAACUUUGCUGUAAACUAUUUCGAUCCUGACAGAAUAUGCGCCGGCGCCGUUUCCACCAAGUGAU
This is a messenger RNA of Amoebophrya sp. A120, 2831 nucleotides long. NCBI's taxonomy places the organism in Eukaryota, Dinophyceae, Syndiniales, Amoebophryaceae. The record is from the annotation of a GenBank genome assembly.